Naumovozyma dairenensis CBS 421 is the source of this 270-nucleotide messenger RNA. It is a transcript of the gene BOL2, whose product is annotated as Bol2p. The record is from RefSeq and is a predicted model, not a curated record. Gene Ontology annotation, biological process: intracellular iron ion homeostasis. Gene Ontology annotation, cellular component: cytosol; nucleus. The transcript has a single exon. Gene Ontology annotation, molecular function: 2 iron, 2 sulfur cluster binding. NCBI's taxonomy places the organism in Eukaryota, Fungi, Ascomycota, Saccharomycetes, Saccharomycetales, Saccharomycetaceae. Bases 1 to 270 code for a protein of 89 amino acids.
AUGUCUGAAGCACCAACAUAUAAGGAAGAAGAUCUACGAACAAGAAUUGAAGCGGUGAUACCAAACAUAUAUAACAUUAUAGUUACAGAUCUUUCAUACGGUUGUGGACAAUCAUUUGAUGUUGUUGUUGUGAGUGAUACUUUUAAAGGUAAGAACAAAUUACAAAGAUCUCGUAUUGUUAAUGGAUGUUUGAAAGAGGAAUUGACUACGAUUCAUGCGUUUAGCUGUAAAUGUUACACUGAAGAGGAAUGGUCUAAGAUUGUUGUUUAA